CCCAGCUUGGGGUUGGCCAGGUGCUUCUAGAAGAUGCCAGAAGACCUCAGCCUCCUGAAUCUGCUGAGAUGGCAGGCGGGGACAGCAGAGCCCGGCCUCCGCCUUUGGCUUUCAGUGCUGAAAUCCUGGCCGGUUGGUUGACCUGGGUUCUGGAACGUCGGGGAACGCGGUAGAGGGGAUGGCUGUCCCCGAAGGCGGGGCGGGGUCCCCACCCCGGGGUCCCGGCCAGGGGCCGGAGGAAGAGGAGGCGCAGGACCCCGGCCAGCACGGCUGGCUGAGGAAGGCCCGGGAAUUCUUCCAGACCUGCGACCCGGAGGGAAAAGGCUUCAUCGCCAGACAAGACCUGCAGAAGCUUGGGCAGGAGCUGCCCCUGAGCCUGGCGGAGCUGGAGGCUGUGUUCAGCGCCCUGGACGCCGACGGCGAUGGCUUCCUGACUCCGGAGGAGUUCACCACCGGGUUUAGCCAUUUCUUCAGCCAGAACUCACCGGAAGGGGCGGGCCGCGCCCUGCUGUGCGAGGAGAAGGUGUACCAGUCCCCGGGGGACGGGGGAGGCGCGGGCCAGGACGAGGAAGCCCAGCUCCACAUGCUGAUGGACAAACUCCGAGCCCAGAACGUUCUAGAAGACGAAGGUGGCGUCAGACAGCUCUGGCUGCGGCUGAGGAAGGAGCCACACUUGCGGUCGGGCUUGGAAGACUUCCUGUCCAGAAUCCUCUCGCAGCUCCAGGAGGCUCAGGAGGAGAAGAGCGAGCUGGAGGGCGCACUGCAAAGGAAGAUUGCCGCUUACGACGAUGAGAUUCAGCACCUGUACGAGGAGAUGGAGGAGCAGAUACAGAAGGAGCGAGAGCAGUUCCUGCUGAAGGACAGGGAGAGGUUCGAGGCUCAGAGUCGGGAGCUGGAAAGGCAGCUGCAGAUCAAGGAGCAGGAGCUGGAGAGACUCCACCAGAAGCAGAGCCAGCUGAAAGGCCGGUGCGCGGCCCUGCAAAGCGACGGCCACCAACGCAGCUCUGAGAACGCCCGGCUGAAGCUGAGCAACCAGGAGCUGGCGGCCGAGCUGGACAGGACCAGCCAUGAGCUGCGAGAGGCCCAAGCGCAGCUGGAGAGCCUGCAGCACGAGGCCCGCCGGCUGCACCGGGAGAAGGAGAUGGAAGUGUAUCGCGUGUCAGAGAGCCUGCAGCGCGAGAAGUUGGGGCUCCUGAAGCAGCUGGAUUUCCUGAGGGAAAGGAACAAACACCUGCGGGAUGAGCGUGACGAGCGUGACGCGCGUGUGCAGGGGGACAAGGCGUCCAGGGCAAAGGCGGCGGCCUCUAAGGCCAGCUGGAAGCAGAGGUCCGGCUCGGUGAUCGGCAAAUACCUGGACGGCCGAGGGCUGCUCCGGAGGUAGGCCGACA
Molecule: messenger RNA, 1388 nt
Organism: Dipodomys ordii (Ord's kangaroo rat)
Lineage: Eukaryota; Metazoa; Chordata; Mammalia; Rodentia; Heteromyidae
Gene: Cracr2a
Product: calcium release activated channel regulator 2A
Exons: 12
Coding region: 179-1381 (400 amino acids)
Molecular function (GO): calcium ion binding
Source: RefSeq, a predicted model, not a curated record